This is a messenger RNA of Pundamilia nyererei, 1315 nucleotides long. Its product is annotated as zinc-alpha-2-glycoprotein-like. The transcript has 7 exons. Gene Ontology annotation, biological process: immune response. Gene Ontology annotation, cellular component: external side of plasma membrane. NCBI's taxonomy places the organism in Eukaryota, Metazoa, Chordata, Actinopteri, Cichliformes, Cichlidae. The record is from RefSeq and is a predicted model, not a curated record. The coding region runs from base 257 to 1315 and encodes 352 amino acids.
UAAAAAUAAAAAAUUGUACUGCUGAGGGAGGAGUCAGACAAAAGUGGAAAGCCCGGUUUGGCAGGAUGAAAACCCCACGCAGAAAUCGUCACAACAAAUUAAAAGGAGGAAGCAGGCUGACUUAAGCAGACGUGCAUCCGUGUUGCACUAACAUUACUUUCCUGUUUUUGCUCUGGGGAAGAAGUAAGGAUCAUCUAGCUGUCUCAGACCUCUACCCAGAGAAAAAGUCUGGAGGUUGAAUCUGUACUUUAAAGCCAUGGCACUGUCUACUGUAAACUAUUCAAACCGAUCGCUUCAAACAAGUACCUAUUCCCUCAGUAACAUCUAUACAGGAUACUACCCAAUACAUCACAAUAUAUCCUUUAGCUCCUACAACAUCAACAGGUCAAUCAUAUACUCUAACACUGAUGAUGACACGAGUGGUCGCAAAAAGCAGCUGGGAAAGUGUGCACCCGCUGAUCAACAGAAGGAAAACACACAGUCUCACCAGAAUGAGCGGCGGUGGUUCAGCAUCCUGAUGAACUGGGUGAGACCGAACAACUCAGCACCUCAUGUUGUAGAGUGGAAGCAUAAAUGUGUGGGUAAAAAGCAGCCUGAUGGAAGCCUCCAGUUUCUGUACAGCAUGAACACGAUCAAGUACGAUGGAGAGAACUUCCUGAUUUUUGAUGAAAAGAAGAAAGUCUGGAUCCCCGUGACUGAGAAUGCAAAACAGAUUGAGAGGAAGUUGGACCGUGAUGAGGGCCUGAAAGAGUUUAUCAUGGGAUACAUGAAGAACAAGUGCAUGGAUCUGCUGAAGGUGUUUGUGUAUUGUGAGAACGAGCAGCAAACAAAACCUCCACCCGAGGUUCACGUGUUUGCAAAGAACUCCAGUAUCAAUGCAAACCUCAUCUUGAUAUGCCUCGCCACAGGCUUCUUUACAAAAAAGAUCAUCAUGAGGAUCAAACGAAACGGGCGUGUUCUGGAUAAAGAUGAUGGCCUAAAAAGCUCAGGAGUUGUUCUAAAUUCAGACAACAGCUUUCAGAGAAGAGACCAAGUGGAGAUUUUAAAGUCUGAUGUAGCGGAGUACAGCUGUGAAGUCAUUCUAGAGGAAUUCAAUGUGCGUGUUACGAAGGAUUGGGAUCGCAAAAUUCCACCCAAAAAGCCUUUUGGAAUUGAAACUCCAUUCAUUGUUUUAAUGGGAUUCAUCGUGUUCCUGUUUAUUGGUGUACCUCUAGUUCUCAUGGUCUUUCCUAGAGUCAGACGUGGACACAACAACCGCAAAGGUAACAACUUUAUUUUUUCUCUCAGUCUUAUUAACUUUGAUCUUCAAAAGUAG